Molecule: messenger RNA, 5487 nt
Organism: Daphnia magna
Lineage: Eukaryota; Metazoa; Arthropoda; Branchiopoda; Diplostraca; Daphniidae
Exons: 6
Coding region: 744-4154 (1136 amino acids)
Source: RefSeq, a predicted model, not a curated record
CAGCACGAUUCGAGAUGCAUCGGUGCAACAAAAUUUCAACAAAUCCUAAAAGAAGAAAUGACUAACAAAAAUUGAGGUAAUGACCAAAUUUCACGAGAAUGCGCUACGUUGUGCUCUAUUCUUUGCAGGAGAUCGAGCCUUACGCAAUAACAUUUGGGCCUAAGCCAACAAUGAAUGGGACGCGACAGGUGGCGGAUAUCUUCCUACUACACCAUCAACUAAAGACCUUCGUCCACAAAAUAGCAAAACAAAGCCAAUAAAAAAAAACCGAGUGAAUCCCUUCAAGUUGAAUCGAGUUAUUCAAUGCGAAAGUACAGCCAACAUCGCUCUCUCCCGCAGGGUCUCUGUAUGCGAGUUCUUUUUCUUUCUUUCGCACCUGACUGUCCGUUGCUGCCUUCAACAGCCUUGCUCAAGCCAACCGCCUUCUACCUACCUGCAGUCAGUCAGUCGGUGCCGCUGUAACGCUGCAGUCGCAUUUUUACGUACCACUCUGCGCAGGUGUCUCUCGGAGUGGCCCCCCUCUCUCUUCUAUCUUCGUUGUCAUUGAAACAUCUACUUCUCUUGACUGGAUUCAAGACAACGGAUGACACAACGCAAUAAUUAAGGAUUAUUUUUCGCCGUUUGACACAGGUGGAUCAAGAUGAAGAAGUAACAAAGGAAAAUCAAAACCGGUCUUGUGCGCAGCCAGUUUUGCUGAUAUCGAAAUAAUAGCAAAAAGAAACAGAAAUACGUAGUCUGGCACGAUGCGUCUCCUAAUGACGGCAUGGAGCGUGAUUGCGAUGGUCGCGCUCCACUCUCCGAGUUGGAUCCCCGGUGCUUUGGCCCAGUCCAACUACGCCGAGCGUGGUGUCGACAUUGAGUACCAAGGCAAUGGUAUACCGCUGGAGGCGACGUUGGACGGCGUUGUCACGAAAUUGGAUGACCUCACCAACAUCAUCCGCACCAACAGGUCAUCCGCCAGUUUGAGUUGUGCCUCAAGGGCUAUGGAAGUUGAUCUCGAAUUCCCCGAACCGUUUUACGGAAUCGUCUAUUCCAAUUUCGACCGAAGAAGCGCUUGCUCUUUUGUCGGCAAAGGAGGCACCAAAUAUCAUUAUGAAUUCCCGCUAUCCGGAUGUGGAACCAUUCAGGACCCGACACGCGUUUUCACCAACAACAUUCUCGUCCGUUUCCAUCCGUCAUUGGAAUUGGAGGGUGACGAAGUCAAAACGAUUGUUUGUCGCUAUCCAGAGCCUAUAGUUCCUCCACCACUAGGACCGCCAUUGCCCAUUUCAGUGGCUAAUACUCCGGCUGGAGACCCAGUACCGAACAGGCUGGCCGAGCCGCAAAUCUUGAUGAUCAUUUGCGCGCUGCUCUUCCUGGCCAUGAUGCUGUUCGGUGUCGCCUGCUCGUACUUUUGCUUGAAACAGCGCAAUAUCCGUCUCAUCCGUCGCCGCAGACUCAUCCCAUCGUCCGGACUGGGUUCAGAAAUCACUGGCAUUACGGAUCAGACGAUAUUCCCUCCGUUCGCUGGCCUUAAAAUCCCGCGAGCUCACGCUUCCAGUUCUGGAUCCGAUCAGCAACCGAUCGUCGAAUCCAGCGACACAUUGCCCAGCGACUAUCCGUCAGAAUCGCGCAGCGGCAGCGAGAUGGAAGAAGGCGGAGGCUGCUACCGCCGGGACAGCACAGUCAGUUCCAUUCAGCGUGAGGAAGUGCCUCCGCAUCUCCGACAAUCGCGUGAUCCGGAUCUGUCCAGCGUCUACUCCGACGCGCACAAUCAAUUGGACGUUGAUACGUUCAAUCUGCCCACCACAAUUCCGCGAGUCGAUCCAGCGUUUGACAUUGCUUUCCGCGUUAAGGAACGCCAUCGCAGUCCGGCUCCAUCAUCGGUGACAUCGGAUGACAGCAGAGCGCCCAGUGUGGCCAACAUCCUGACAGCCCAGGAGAGAGCCUUGACCACCAUCCUGGAACGUGAAGAAUGGCGCCAAUCGGAAAUUCAAACCGUUUCGUCGGCUACUUUGAUGGAAUCUCCGCCAUUGAAUGCUCCAGCUGAUGCUUCAGAGGGCCCACCACCUGGCUAUGCUCAUGUCCAGCGCAAACCACGGUCCGUCAGUCCGGCACGAUCGCUGGAAAGCCAACCGCGCUCUGUCGGCGAGAUGGUAUUGAAAUCAAGUCGUCCUUACGUCAGGCCGCAACCGGAUGCCACUUUCCGUGUCACUACGGAAAUUCCCGAACAUCACGAAACGGAACGGACGCUCGUGAUCAACGAAGACAUCCAGCUGCACACGAACACGUUCCGGCAUGUAAAGGAGGAUGAAGAAACGGAAACGAUGAUUGUCCCCACUCCGGAACGUCCGGUUCCGCCGCCCAAGCUCAGCACGCAAGAAGUGGAUGACCUCUACUUGCAGACCAUCACCGAGACUCGAAUCAUCGACGAGGAGGAGCGCAUCCGUCGCCAGAAGACGGAGUAUCUCCAUCGCAAGAAACCGGCGCCUCUUCCACCCAAUUGGGAUGUGGCCAUCCGCACGCAUCCGCCCGCCCAGCCGCCACCGCGCUCGCCUAGCGAUACCACCGUGUCGACCAUGCCGGAUUGGGACAUUAAGAUCCGGCAGUAUCCUCCAAUUUACGAGCCGCGCACUCCUAGCGAGUCGACCAAUUGGGAUGGAAUGAGUCACGUGACGGAGCCACAGCCUCCACCGGAAUUUGACGUCACCAUCCGCCAAUACCCGCCUGUUUACGAACCUCGCACUCCUAGCGAAUCCACCGUCUGGGACGUGAUGAGCCAAGUUGAUCCGCAACCGGCUCCGGAUUUCGACGUCAAGAUCCGUCAGUAUCCUCCGGUUUACGAGCCGCGCACUCCGAGCGAGUCGACCAAUUGGGACGGAAUGAGUCACAUGACUGAACCGCAGCCGCCACCCGAUUUCGAUGUCACCAUCCGCCAAUAUCCGCCCGUUUAUCAGCCCCGUUCUCCCAGCGUCUCCACCGUUUGGGAUGGAAUGAGCCAAGCUGAUCCGCAACCGCCGCCGGAUUGGGAUGUUUCAAUUCGUCAGUAUCCUCCGGUUUACGAACCACGCAGUCCCAGCCAAUCUACCAACUGGGAUGGAAUGAGCCAAGCCGAACCCAAUCCACCAACGGAGCAGCCUCCGGAUUGGGACGUCAAGAUCCGCCAAUAUCCACCCAUCCAUUCUCCUCGCGUACCGAGCGAGAGUACCGACUGGGAUCCAUCGGAGUACGCUCGAUCCAUCAGCGAGCCUCCGCCUCCCAACUGGGACGUUCUGGUCCGCGUCUUGAAUCCACCCCUUCCGGAAUAUAUAACGGAUGACGACGAUGCGACUUCGAUUUUGACUAUCGAAGAUCGUCAGAAAUGGCAGCAAAUCAUCACUACCGAGUCCACUCUACGCACCAUGUUGACGGAAGCUGUCGUUCAUGAAGACUUUGAGCGCAUCCGCCGCGACACUCGCUUCCAGCGUGUAUUUGAACCCAAGAAAUGGGACGUCAUCAUCCGCGUCUUAUCCGCGCCGCCCAAUCCAAACAGAGACGAUUCGAGCGACACUCGUUCCGAGACGACCGUCAACUCGGAGCCCAUCCGGCCUCACCGCCGAGAUCCGCGCAGCAGCCGCAGCAGCUCUUUAGCUCCCGUUCAUGAAGCGGAGUACCACCGGAUGACUGCGUCUCACACAGUAACCAACCACGAAUUCCGGUACCGUCCACGAGGUGAUCCGGAUGUCUGGAGCGAAGCUAGCGCCAACACGCAGCGAUCCAGCGUGUAUCCGCGCAGCACGGCGGAUCGUUCGAUGCACAGCGAAAUGGUGGACCAUCUCGAUCGACGGCCUCCGCACGAAUGGGACGGCUACUCUGAAGACGGAACGAGCCGUCCGUCUUUAGCUCGUAGCACUUCCGAGUUUACGGAGAAUUGGCAACAGCGAUUGCCUUACGAUCGCGUUUCCAACGCAAGCGAGAAUUUUUCCACCGCUUCCUCGUCCCGCCAGAAUAACCGAGCUGGACGGAGGCCAAUGCUGGAACGCUCGUCAACCGAAGUGAUGGAAGAUGUGCCACAACGCGAAGCCGGAAGAGACAGAUCGAGCACAAACAGCAGCGAUUCGUCGCGUGAUUUCGCCCGUCGCGUCCCGUACGAACGAAUUUCUUCCAGCGAAUCGGAAUCCGGUGCCCGCGAAUAGGAAACAGCGGCCAUUUUUUUUUUUUUUUUUAAGUAUAAAACACGAUUCUUCUCUUGUAAGGUUAACUAUAGGCAAGUUGGGCUUUUUUCUUUGAUUUAGUGAACUAAAGCAUUCCGGCCGGAAGUUUGUACAGUUGUCUUUCUGCCCUUUUUUUUUUGAGGCAUGACACAAUCUAAAUGUGCCACAAUAACAACAAAAAGGUCAUGUCGCCAAAAAAAAGGUGGAAGUUGCCGAGUGCGGGAUGCAAUUGAAUUUCUUCCUUCAACCUCUUCUUUGUUCGUUUUUAUUUCUUAUUGGCUUCCCAGUCUUUCCCAGUAGACUACAUCUUUGAGUGAUAACGAAAAAGAAAAUCUAAAAUUAGAGACAAUGGCUUGGCAGUCAGCUUCAUCCUCCGCUAAGAGCGAAGGAAAGAAUAAGAAAAGAUUUAAAAUCACAGACGGGAACUGAGUGACAUAGAAAUUCAUUGUAGCGGAACUGGAGCUACGGGAGUUGUCACGUCAUUUUCGUCUACUAAUAAUCGGCCGUCAUCCUCCUCUUUUUUUUUUUUUUUUGAUAAUUAUUUUGCUACGUUUUUUUAUUAUUAUUAUUCGCUUCGGUAUCCAUGUAACGAGGUGGUUUUUUUUUCUUUUCUAAUUGCUAACUUUUCUAACCGGGAAACGGGAAACAAAUUGAUGCAGUUGCGGGACUUUGGUUGCAAUAUUUUCGGCCACGCAGCAGCGGCGAUGGCUCUGUCGUAUGACGUGUAAUAAAAUAUGUGUCUUGUACUAAUGUUCUCAUUAAGUUUUGUUAUUGCCAAGUAUAAAGAGAGGACCAACUCUCUUUCCCUAUGCUUCGACAUACAUUCCACACACACACACAAAAUUGGCUAUGUUGAUGAUGAUAAUCGUGUUUCUAUAAGAAAAAAAAGGAAAUUUCUCCAUGUAUAACAAAGAACCUAUUCGUUUUAAUUUGAAAUUUAAUUAACACAUUUUUUUGAUUUUUUACGCCACUCACACUGCGUGCUGGAGAUUUCUCUAUAUCUUUUUUAUGCAUCCCUCUUUUAUACAUAUUGGCCGUGAUUGAAUUAUCCUGUUGUAACCCCUCUACUUGAGAAACGAAACAAAAAAAAGAAAUUAUUAAUAAUAAUUCUACGUUUUUAUUUCCACUCGUCAAAAACAUAAAGGGAAAAAUGAGUUUCCUGCUAGUGUUCACGACUGUGUGCCUCCACCUUCUUUUCAACAAUCAGGUUAAGCAAACUGAUGAUUGCGCAGCAUUUUGUUGACGCGAGUACAGACACGCAUUUAAUGCUGUGCGGAGUUUAAAAUACACAUCGCAGGAAAUGCUUUGACCUACA